Messenger RNA from Piliocolobus tephrosceles (Ugandan red Colobus), 838 nucleotides. Its product is annotated as ATP synthase subunit f, mitochondrial-like. The record is from RefSeq and is a predicted model, not a curated record. The transcript is spliced from 2 exons. Gene Ontology annotation, biological process: proton motive force-driven mitochondrial ATP synthesis. Gene Ontology annotation, molecular function: proton-transporting ATP synthase activity, rotational mechanism. Gene Ontology annotation, cellular component: proton-transporting ATP synthase complex. The coding region runs from base 406 to 699 and encodes 97 amino acids. Lineage: Eukaryota; Metazoa; Chordata; Mammalia; Primates; Cercopithecidae.
CCAGGGCAGAGAGUGGAUGCCCAUGGAUAGUUUGUCAAAGGAAUAAAUUAGCCUUUUUCAGAGGAACUGAGUCUACUAGAAUAUUCUUUCUUCCCCUGCUGCAGGGCUGGGGCCCCUGGAUCCCUUUACCCCUCCAAGUCUCCCCCUCCACCUCUUCAGAGCCAGUGAGUGAGUGCUGAAUAAACAAAGGCAUGAAUGAAUGAAUGAAUGAUUUCUGUCUGUGCCAUGGAGAAUUUUUUUUUUCCCCCAAAUCCAUAGUAUCUAUACCUUCAGAGGGAUGGGCCGGGCCAGGAAGGUGAGUCUGGCUUCUGAGCUGGGUCUCGCCCAGGACCUUCCACUGACGGCACGACAGGGAGUGGGAGCAGGCACCUGCCGCGUCAGGACCUGUGUCUACAUGAAACAGGAAUGAGCAGCGGACACCAGGACUCCAAGAUGGCGUCAGUCGUAUCAGUGAAGGACAAGAAACUUCUGGAGGUCAGACUGGGGGAGCUGCCACGCUGGAUCUUGAUGCGGGACUUCAGCCCUAGUGGCAUUUUCAGAGCGUUUCAAAGAGGUUACUACCAGUACUACAACAGGUACAUUGACGUGAGAACAGGGAGCAUCUCGGGAGUUACCAUGGUGCUGGCAUGCUAUGUGCUCUUCAGCUACUGCCUUUCCUACAAGCAUCUCAAGCACGAGCGGCUCCGCAAAUACUACUGAAGAGGACACACUGCACCCCCCCACCCCAAGACCUUGGCCCGAGCCCUUCCGUGAGGAACACAAUCUCGAUUGUUGCUGAAUCCUUUCAUAUCCUGAUGGGAAUUAACCUCCAAAUAAAAGAUGACUGUUAAAAAAAAAA